UUGAGUUCAAAUUUUCGAAGUUCAUAUAUAAUUUUUAUAGUUUGUUUUGGUUUUGAUUUUGUUUCAGAUAAAAGUAUGGUAUCAGUAGAGUAUAUAUAUGUCUUAUAUAAUAGCAUUGUUACCGUCAGAAUAAUUUGAAAUGGGCUCCAAAAAGUCCAAACCGAAGCGUGCGUCCAGAUAUGAAAGUGACACUACAGCAAAUGAAAUUUCGCAGGCUGCUCAAAAUGAAGUCAAAGAGUUUCCGCCAGUUCAUGGAGAUAGAGUGACAUGUUUAGCUGCGUAUAAGCCUGGAAUUUGUGUAUCUGGAAGCACAGACAUGAGUGUAGGAGUGUUUAACUAUAAACAAGAAAAGUUGUGGACAAGAUGGAAAGCUCACGACAAGGAUAUUACUAAGGUUUGCUGUGGUGAUCCUCAAGGUCAAUCAAUAGUAUUCAGCUCUUCGAGAGAUAAAACAAUCAAAUCUUGGUUGAUUAAUGAUAACAAUGCUAUCCAACUCCAGUGUGUUUAUGACAGUCAUGAACUGGUAGUUACUGCUAUUGAUAAAAAUCCAGAUUGUUCGAUAUUGUGCUCUGGCUCGCGAGAUAAUGCUAUCAAACUUUGGGAUGUCGAAAGAGCGCAGUGCUUGAGAACUAACGUUGUAACAAGGAAUUUGAUAACAUGUGUAAAAUGGUUUUCUGAAGACAAUCUCAUUGCACAAGUUGGCGAGGAUAAAAUGUUAAGGAUUUGGGACAGUCGUUCAUUAGAGGUUUCUUUCACCUUUCCACCAAAGCAAUAUUUUGCGACAUGCUGUGAUGUCUCUCCGGAUGGACGUUUUGUAUUGACGUCUUCAAAUGGUUUUAAUGGCAGUGGUUGUGAAGUAAAUUUAUGGGACGUGAGAGGAAGGAAACAGAUUUACACGUAUCUUGGUCAUGAACAGACAGUAUCAAGUUGCUGCUUUUUACCAAGACUUACGGAUAUCACGUCUUGGCCAAUGAUCAUGAGCGCUUCCCACGAUUCUAAUGUAAAAAUUUGGAAUCAAGAAAACCAAAAAUGUGUGGCCACUGAGUGCUUUUUUGGUUCGGGGCCUUUAACUGGUAUUGCUGUAUGGGAGGAUGGAAAGUUCUGUGUUUCAAGUUUCAAUAGCGGAAUCUACCAGCUCAGUCUAUCCAGUGAUGGCGAAGGUGGAAUAAUAAUAGCAUGCCAGACUCACUUCUAAAUCCCGAGGAUCCGAAACCGAGGAUCCAAGUCCUGAAGCGUAUUUGUCACGUGUUUUUGGAUAGCAAGGUUAUACUCGCAGAGUAUUCUGGUCUUUGUAGGUACAUGAUGUCGCGAAACGUCAUAAUGGGUAAAAAAUCUGUUAUUCAAUACCGAAUACGAACUUGGGCAAAGGGAAAUAGCGACAGAAAGAUUGUCUUUGGCUAAACGUCUUUAAUCUAUGAUAAUGAUUAGGUAGUCAUUUUUCGCAAAAUGAGAAAAUGACCUGAGCUAAAUUGUAUGAAACGUACACGUUAAUUUCAAAUUAGCAGUAUGAAAUUGUAAAAAAAAUAAUGUAAUAAUUCCCCGUUCAGUAAAUCCUUAAUAUACGAAUUUAAUCUUCGAGAUUAGAGAACUGAGAACUUGGGUUAGAUUUGGGAUUAGGGUCUAUUCCUUAUGUUAAUUCUAACCAAAUCUAAAGGAUUAAAUUCGUGUAUUUGGGGUCCUCUGAACAUGGUUUUAUUCAUAGAUGGAAUUAAAUAUUAAGAAAAAUAAUAUAUAUUAAAGCGA
This is a messenger RNA of Dendronephthya gigantea, 1743 nucleotides long. RefSeq names its product WD repeat-containing protein 31-like. The record is from RefSeq and is a predicted model, not a curated record. Gene Ontology annotation, molecular function: protein binding. The transcript has 10 exons. NCBI's taxonomy places the organism in Eukaryota, Metazoa, Cnidaria, Anthozoa, Malacalcyonacea, Nephtheidae. Bases 140 to 1195 code for a protein of 351 amino acids.